Triplophysa dalaica is the source of this 2898-nucleotide messenger RNA. RefSeq names its product transmembrane protein 132A (gene tmem132a). The record is from RefSeq and is a predicted model, not a curated record. The transcript is spliced from 11 exons. NCBI's taxonomy places the organism in Eukaryota, Metazoa, Chordata, Actinopteri, Cypriniformes, Nemacheilidae. The coding region runs from base 1 to 2898 and encodes 965 amino acids.
AUGAGCAUGUUUGCACUCCAAAGGAAGUAUUCUGCUGUAAGACUGUUUAUCAUUCACCUAUUCAUAGUCCUUUCCCAUAGUCAGAUGCCUUCCUCCCCAGUCCUCCCAGUCCGGGUCACUGUACCCUCCCCAUGGCAGUCUCUGCCCCUCUCUCAGGGUGAUCUGGGCCUUCUUUUCACCAACUCCAGCCCAUUCUCAUCUACCCAGUCCCUCCUUCUCAUACCUCCAUCUGGAACUGCCUCCAAACCUGUUCUCCAUGCAUCAUUUGGUUCUUACACCAUCACACAGAUGAUGAUGUCUGAACCCAUUCCUCCACUAUCCCCAUCUCUCUCUGCAUCGCUUCUUUCUAAAACUGUUGUGAAAGAGAGAAAGGGGGAAGAAGGGAACAGGUAUAAGGUGCGAGUGCUGUUUCAUAUGAGGGGUGACCCUAACCAAGGCACAUGUGUUACCCUUCAUGCUUUUAAACAGACUGAGGAGCAAAAAGUGUCCUGCAUCACUCAGCCACCUUUUGGGCUGUGUGUGGUCACUUUGACACUUCCAGACGACUGGUUUGAGACAAACCAGAACAUUCAACCAAACCUAGACCAGACUUUUCAGCAACGUCACUCGAGCAAACACCGUUCUCGAAAGCGUGGGAGAUGGCAUCAAUACAUGUCAAGUGGGCUAAGGGCCAAAUCUGAAAUCCCAACUAAUAAAAUUCAUCUCUACUACUCCACUUCCUUCAACAUUGUGUCGAACCUGAAAGCCGGACCCCCUGUGUGUGUAGAGGAAGUAUUACAUCAGUCAGAGAGACGAAUGUACUACAUUGGACCUGUGGGACUUAAAGAAGAGAGGACAGAAACUAACAAAAUCAAGCAGAGCUCUGCGUGUUUAGAUGGACAAGUUGAAGAAAAACUGUGGUUGGAUUCCACUGUGCUAAUUUCAUACAGCAAAGGGCCUGUACGUGCGGGACGGCAAAUCAGAGUCUCUGUAAACCUGAAGGACAAUCUUGAUGGAGAGUCAUUAAUUGUUAGACUGAAAGUGAAAAAAGGCUUGUUGUCUCUGGUGGUCAACCCUGUUACAAACUCUGACCUGUGGACUGUUAGUGUAGAGAAGUCAACAGGUUCUAAACAUGAUGUUAUUUCCAUCAUUAGCCACAGGACUGGCACUCCUAAAACUGGGUCCUCUGCUGUAGAUCAACUAGCUUGUCUCUCACUUGAGGUUUCGCACAGAAGCUUUGGAGUAGCGAUGACUGUCACUGCUAGCUGGUGGGUGGAGUAUUCGGGUCGCAGGACUGCGGCAUCGCCACAUGAGGCAGCCACAACCUUUUUCUCCUUUAUCGACAGAGACGUGGUGGGGAUUGCUCCCAUCACAGAGAGUAACACUAUUAUCAACACUGCCAUCUUAACAAGUCAGCUCGUGUCACUUCCUGUCAUUGUCCUAGCAGUGGGCCAGGAUGGCAAAGUAUUUGAUGUGACCUCAGCAGUGAAGUGUCAUUCUGCCAGUGAAGACAUUGUCAAGGUGUCUCAUGACUGCUCUGUGCUUUUUGUGGAUGGCAGUGAAUCAGGAAUGGGCAGCAUCUGUGUGGAGGUGGAGUUUUCUUUAGGAAUAUUUAGUAGCUCUUUGUGCAUGGCUGUGUGGGCUCCGGUGGUUCCUCUUCGAAUGUCUCUCUCUGACUCUGUCCUAAGUCCUAUUGAAGGUUGGAGCCACUACACUGAGAGCGGGUGCACACCAGUUUAUCAAAGAUCCACCAUACAGAUUUUAGCACGAUUCAGUGCCCAAUCAGGAGCUCAAGGAGGCCAACCCACUUACUUGCUUGGAUCACCUGAUUGGUUUGUGGAUGUAACUGAACUCAUCAGAGAUUGGCUGAGGAUAGAAAACACACAAAUUGCAGCUCUUGAUAAGCAAAAGUAUCUGGUUGGCCUGAAGCCUGGAAUUACUUCAGUAUAUGUAAUAUCAAGUCAGUGGGACGGCGUCCUUGGAAGUGUCGAUCUUACUGUGACCUCUGAACCCGUGUCUCCUGGUGACCUCUCGGUUCAGUUGGUGGGAGGACUUGGCCUGUCAGAUAAUCUCAGUCCAUCUCAUCCCCAUGUUGUCACAGCAACAGUGAUCGCUCACAACUCAUUGUACAACCAUGGACAAGAAGCAUCCAUCAGUGUUUGGAUCCAGUUUUCCGAUGACACCGCCAUAUUAGUAUCAGCUUUUACUGGCAUCCCCUAUUCUCUCCGGCUGUCUUCAUUGGCUGAUUCUGUGGUUACCGUGACACCUGCUCCAUUCCAGCGCAUUCUGGCUCAAGGUGAUGGCGGAGGGCCUCUUGUGAAAGCUGAGCUGCUGGUCACCACCUGUGAACAAAUAUCUAACCACAUUGAGCUGGAAACUAUCCAGGAAGGAAGUAAAACAAGAAGACUGGCUAAAGGUUCUGGUUGGAUAAGAGUGAACCUGAACAUGGAUGCUUGGUCGAUAGAGAGAGAGGAAUCUAACUUUGAGAUGAUUGAUGUGACUGAUAUGCUUGUUGAUACAAAUAAGAAUCUGUAUGAGGAUUUUGAAGAUGAUCAAUUUGCUGUAAACUUCACCCGUGAUUACGAUGGUGGUGAUGAAAACCAUAUGUUUAAAGAAAAUGACUUGGAGCAGGCAGUUCUGAUCCCCAAUCAUGAGGACAGUGCAGUGUACUUCUCUCCUGGUGUAGAAAAAGAGAGGAAAGAUAUGAAAACUGUUGAUAGACAAGUAGAGAUUGGCAUUGGAGCUCUACUUUCCCUUCUUUGUCUCUCCUGUCUCCUUUUCCUCAUUAACUGCCUGCCAUGUGCAUUGAAAGAACAGUGGAACAGAGGAACACGAGAGAGAAAUGUGAAUGACAGUGUGGAGGAUGAAGAAACUGGAGAAGAGCAAGAAGAGGAAGAUAAAGAGAAAACAGUUCAAUGA